This is a messenger RNA of Scleropages formosus (Asian bonytongue), 2030 nucleotides long. RefSeq names its product T-cell acute lymphocytic leukemia protein 1 homolog. Bases 253 to 1281 code for a protein of 342 amino acids. Gene Ontology annotation, molecular function: DNA-binding transcription factor activity, RNA polymerase II-specific; protein dimerization activity; RNA polymerase II cis-regulatory region sequence-specific DNA binding. The record is from RefSeq and is a predicted model, not a curated record. The transcript has 4 exons. Gene Ontology annotation, biological process: regulation of transcription by RNA polymerase II. Lineage: Eukaryota; Metazoa; Chordata; Actinopteri; Osteoglossiformes; Osteoglossidae.
GUCCACACUCGAGCGAGUGUAACACCCCAGACAUGGAUGACCCCGCACAAAAUGGCUCCACACACACACCGGUGCGAUACAACAUUCCUCCGAUGGUAACAUCACGCGCUGUGCAAUACAGGACCUCAUGCCGGGCUCCUUUACACCGGAUUCUGUUGUAAUUUAGCGAUUCGUCCGUCCUCAGGUAUAAACUCGGACUUCUUUCCGUUGAGCGCUAUCGUCUCGUGGCCUGGCCCCGGGUAUCUCGCGACAAUGAUGGAAAAGGUGAAGGCAGAGCUGUGCCAGAACAGCCCCGAGGGGAAGAUGUGCCGCUCCGCGAGGCCGGCAGACACUGCGAGCCCGGCUGGACCCGCCGCCAACGCCGCCGCCAACGCCGCCGCCUCCGCCGCCGCAUCGGGCCAGGAGAAGCAGGCGGCGGAGGACUCGGAGGAGAGCCGGCAGAGCGCCGAGGGUCCCCCGAGGGACCGCCGCAACGGGACCGUCAUCAUUCACAGCGUUGCCAAGGCAACGCCUCACAACCCCGCCGAGCUGAAAAGGGAAGUGCCCGUGAUCGAGCUCGCCCCUAUAAAAGGCGGGGAGACGAGCGCGCACGAUCACACGGUGCAGACGACGGAGCUGCGCAGACCCCCGGUGCCCCUCCCGCCGCCGCUGUCUGCACGCGACGCGCAGCACGAGACUCGAAUGGUGCAGCUGAGCCCGCCCGCCUUCCCGCUGCCGGCACGCGCCAUGCUCUACGGUAACGUGGCGCAACCGCUCGCGCCCGUGAACAGCAGCUUCGGGGACCCGGAGCAGUACGGCAUGUACCCCAGUAACAGGGUGAAGCGCCGACCUGCACCUUAUGAGGUUGAACUCAACGAGGCUGGGCAGCCGAAGAUUGUGCGCAGGAUCUUCACCAACAGCCGGGAGCGCUGGAGGCAGCAGAACGUGAACGGGGCUUUCGCAGAGCUGCGCAAGCUCAUCCCCACACACCCACCUGACAAGAAGCUCAGCAAGAAUGAGAUCUUGCGACUGGCCAUGAAGUACAUCAAUUUCCUGGCCAAGCUCCUCAAUGACCAGGACGAGGUGAUAGGGGGCGGGGGCACGGGCUCCAGAGCCACUUUGGCUGGGGACGACCUGCUGCAGGACGUGCCGUCCCCCAACUCCAGCUGCGGCAGCUUGCUGGAUGGAGACGGGAGCCCGGAGAGUUUCAGCGAGGAGCAGGACUCUGCGGUGGAAUCGCGCCCUGUUGCUAGAAACCUGCACCAUCCUCGAGCUCCACUAGAUGGGAACGCCCAGCGAUGAUGAGAAAAAGAGACGCACUGGGACGGGAAAGACGACAUGGGAAGCGUGCAGAACGUUGGCAGGCGCCAUGUUGGAUUUUCUGUAUUCCAUGACGUGUUUGGUUACUUUCUUCCUUCUGUUUUUGACCUUUGUGCACACCUUCCCCCCUAAAUACCCAGUAAUGGCUCUCCAGUAGACAGCGGUACACCCUAUACAGUAAAGGUAGCUGGAUUUUACGAAGAUUAACCUUUCUAGUGAAGCACAUGAAGACGUUAAACAACUGAACUGGCAGGGUCUUCUUUUCAAUUGCUGUGAUUUAUCGUGGGGAGACAUGACUAACACUGCCUGAGAUACUAUAAAUACUGUCAGAAGUUAAACUUGUGCUAAAUGAAACCAAUAUACUGGGGCGAGUCAAAAAGUAUCGACAAAAAUGUUAAAAAUUUCAUUAUAAUAAAGUUAAAACAAUAUUGCGGACACCUUUGUCUUACCCUCAUACAUUAUACACAUAAAACAAACCCUUCUAAAGACAAACCUUAUUUGCCCCACAUUAAAAAGGUACACUGUACAGAGACUAUUUUGACAAGCAUUGUAACUAUAAAAAGCCAUUGUACCAUUAUAUACAUAACUUCUAGUAUUUGAAAUUAAAUUGAUUAUAUGCAUCAUGAUUAUUCCUGUUGUUGCAGUUAUGUCAGCCCAGUCAAAUUCAAUCAUUUUAACACAAAAGCCCAUAAAUACGAGGGAGAAGAAAAAUCAUUUUAAUCCGGGUACUU